Molecule: messenger RNA, 1356 nt
Organism: Endocarpon pusillum Z07020
Lineage: Eukaryota; Fungi; Ascomycota; Eurotiomycetes; Verrucariales; Verrucariaceae
Exons: 3
Coding region: 1-1356 (451 amino acids)
Biological process (GO): pyrimidine nucleotide-sugar transmembrane transport
Cellular component (GO): Golgi membrane; intracellular membrane-bounded organelle
Molecular function (GO): pyrimidine nucleotide-sugar transmembrane transporter activity
Source: RefSeq, a predicted model, not a curated record
AUGGCUGUCAAGGCGGUGAUACCGUUCCUGGUCACCAUGAUGUUGGUGACCGGCGUUUGUAAUACUCUCCUCACGAAGCUGCAGGACAUGCAAUGUGUUCGAAACUGCGACAGCAAGGACAAGAAGCAGAAACAGAACUUCGAGCAACCUGUUAUACAAACCGUUCAAAUGUUCAUCGGUGAGAUGGGCUGCUGGCUAGUCGUCCUCGGUUUCUAUCUUCAACAACAAUUUCUGGCCCGCCGCUCCUCACGAUCCGGUUCACACCUGUAUAAACCUCUCCCAACCGACAAUACGUCGGAAGCGAUCGACGAUGCAGACGACCCCCGACCACUUUCAUCCCAUUCCGCCAUCUUCGAUGCUUCACCCGCCCUCAAACCCCUCAUCUCCAAUACAACGGAAGACAGAAAGCCCCUGACCGGAUGGAAGACCGUCCUCCUCGCCAUCCCGGCCUGCUGCGACAUAGCCGGCACCACCCUGAUGAACGUCGGCCUCCUCUUGGUCGCCGCAUCAAUAUACCAGAUGACACGCGGGGCCCUAGUCCUAUUCGUGGGUCUCUUCUCCGUCCUCUUCUUGAAACGCAAACUCUAUCUCUACCACUGGUUCUCCCUAUUCAUCGUAGUCCUCGGCGUUGCUAUCGUGGGUCUCGCGGGCGCCCUCUUCACCGGCGACAAGCACAGUGCCUCCUCAACCAGCAAUGCAGAAAAGAAGGAAAUGCUCGUGCUUCUAGCGCGCGAAAUUGCCAUUCAAGCUGCUGCACCCGAGGUAAUGCGCACCAUCACUGGCAUCCUACUGAUCGCGUUCGCCCAAGUCUUCACUGCCACGCAAUUCUGCGUCGAGGAAUGGAUUCUCGAAAACUACGCCCUGGAACCUAUUCGCGUUGUCGGCUGGGAGGGCAUCUUCGGCUUCUGCGUCACUAUCUUCGCGCAAAUAGUCCUGCAUUUCAGCGUCGGCGUCUCCAGCAAGGGACAAAAUGGCUUCUUCGACGCCAGGGAAGGCUAUCAUCAAGUUUUCAACAAUCGUCCCAUUGCCAUCACCUCGGUGCUGAUCAUGAUCAGUAUCGGCGGCUUCAAUUUCUUCGGCCUGAGCGUCACGCGCUCCAUUUCCGCAACGUCGAGAUCGAUCAUCGACACGUGCCGUACGCUGUUCAUUUGGAUUGUUAGUCUGGGGUUGGGCUGGGAGUCGUUUAAGUGGUUACAGGUUGUUGGGUUUGCGUUGCUGGUCUAUGGGACUUUUCUUUUCAAUGAUCUGGUUAGGCCACCAAUUCGGGCAUUGAUGCCGAGGGGUGGGGAGGCGGAGAGAAGGAGGAGAUUGAGUGAGGGCGGAUUGUUGCCGGAGGAGCCCAUUGAGCAUAUGUGA